CAACCAUGAGCGACGAGAAAAGGAUGGAGAAGCUCUUGAAGAGAGCCAAGCCCUUUUUGGAUGAAAAGUUGAAGGCGAAGCAGAGAUUAAGUUCUUUGUGGAAUUUUUUAGACAACGCAAACGAGCAAGAUCAAUGUAAAUUCUUUCAGGAACAUGACUAUCCCGUCUACACAGUCAUGUACGACUGCUUUUCUCAUCAAGUCGACAAAAUCAAAUCACGAGAGAAGCCAGAGAAACCCUUGCCAGUUACGAGCAAGGAAGUCAACGACCUAAUGCGAAUUUUGCAAAUAUUGAGAAAGAUAUUUGCGUACCUUCCCGAGAAGAUGCGAUCAGGAUGGCAACGGCGAAGCAUUGUUGGAGUACUUCAUACGCUGUUGGCAACGACGAAUCACCCAAAACUGCGUAUAGAGGGAUUUCGUCUCCUUCUGAUGUAUCUUGGCUGUCAGACUAGUGAAUCAAGCGAAAUUAUGCCUCUGUUUGCGAAUGCUAUGCCACUGGCUGUAUUCGAUGCAUUUCCCUUACCAAAUCCUAUUGAGCUGGCGAAAGGAGACUGCGAAGAUGAAGAGACGGGAUGGUUAAUAUCCGUUGAUGAUGGAAUAAAUAGUGGGCGAGGGGCUCCUGGUGAGUGGAAGGGCGAAGGGAAGGGCCGCUUGGGUCAGACUCCCAUCGAGUGGGAGAGACGAGUACAUACUUUUAUGACUGGCUCGUCUGGUGUGGGUUCUGGGAAUAGCUCCAUUGACAAGACAUCCUUGUUGCCGAGCAAUACUCCCUUCACAUCUUACGACUGUGUCGACCUUUUUGAAGAGAUUCUACAUAGUCUUGUGGUAGCUGCAGGAGGAUCUGAUCCUACGGUUCCAAUUCAGCCAGCACCAGCAUCUCGAACUAUUUCUUCACUAUCAUCACGAACACCCUCUUUUGGCGAUAUUAGACAAAGUAUCACAAAUGCUAUAAGUGAUACAAGAUCCUCUGGAGGUCGAUAUGGGAAUGAGCCGUCAUCAACGGGGCGUCCUGAGGACAGCACGGACGAUGCGGUGGUAUCAACAAAAUUGGAGUUCUUGUGGGAAAUAUUUAAAAAGUAUUACUUGAGACUGCUGUUCCCUCGAGUUUCGCGAAAAGUUGGGAUGGAAGUUGAAGAUGGAGAAGGAUUCGCGACUUGCCCUCCCCAAUUACUGCACUGUCUCAUUAACUUUCUCAUACGACACGUUGCCGAUCCUUCGUCUUCAUCUUCCCCUUUGCGAACUUUACUUCUUGGAACCGAUAGCUCGAAUCAUGACAUGGUGCACGAGUGGCUUCGACAGGCGAUGCUAUUGCCCUAUGUAUGGAGCGAUGUAACUCGUGGUGCAAUAGGAGUCAUAAGGAUUUGGUGUAAUCUGCCUAACGAUGAACGACCGCCGUUUCUCCGAUUUCCAGCAGCGAGGCAAUCGGUCACAGGUUCAGAUGAGAAGCUGGCUGAUGAUGAUGGUGUCGACCCGAAUGUAUUCCUGAGGCGGUACAUCCGAACUUUACGAUUGGCGUUCUUGGAGAAACCGGAUAGUGUGGAAUACAUUGAUUCCCAAAUGUCGAUUUUUAACGAAGUGCUCUCUUUGUACCGUUUCUUGACACUUGACACCACCCACCUUUCACCAUCUCGCGCAACGUGGCACACCCUGACUUCAACUCUGUUGGAUAUUACCUCGCAAGUCCUUUGCCAAACCGAUCCUUGCGCGGUGGUUCACAAUUCUACAAGGGCUGCCGAAAUCGCCGAUAUACUUCUGGAGACUGUGUUCUGCACGUGGGUGCGAAUCGGCCUACGGGAAGAUGAGAUAUGGCGAACACUGAGAAAAGUUAUCAAGACUUGUACUCGUUGGAGAGAGUGCAUUGUACAAUGGGAGAAAACUACAAUGAAACUGACUCGGAUUCUAUCACACCACGUAUACUCCAUCGACCUGGACGUCGGUUCCAACACCGAUUUGUCCCGACAACCGUCAGUUGCACCUACGCCCACCAGUGCAACAAGUGCAACCACCGUGACACCCCAUAGCAAAACUGUUCCGACGUCAUCUACAUCAUCGGGACCGACCCGGACCCGCGAUCGAUCUCAAUCCAUUUACUCCACAGGAGGUCCUCCAAAGAUUACGAGCACCCAAAUCAGAACCAGAUCAGAUACAUCCAACACUCUUCACGGUGCCAAGAGUGAGUCAGAUUUGGGUGGUGCAUCUAGAAGCGGUGUCAGUUCGCCAGAACCGCGACCUGCGGAGAAAGCAUGGGCAAUUGGGUCAAUGGCGGGGAGGAGCAAAGAAGGGGACACCAAAACCGGCAGUGUUGGAACAAGCGAUGAAGUCACGGACGGAUCACUUGGGAGGAAGAAUGAGACUGGUGUGGUUCCACCAAAGAAUGACAAGAAGACCGGCAUAUCUGUUCACUUGGAAGCUGCUGACAAUCCCAGCCGCAUUCCAAUACUUAGCAUACAGCGAAGCUCGCCAACACCGGAAUUUGAAGAUUUAUCUCAUCUUCCGUUCUGGGAUGCGGAAACGGCUCUGUUUGCAUGGAAGAAUGUUGUCUGUGUGUUGGGUGAUGUUAAUGAGAUUCAAGUGGCAUCAAAUCACGCAUUAGCUAUUGCUUGUCUCAUGGCUGUAUGGGAUACAUUGGAAAAGAUACGAAUGAGUCAACCCUACGAAGGAGAUGUCAUACUCAUGCCGCCUCUGUUCCAAUUCGCAACAUGGUUCUUCAAAGCUGCGGAUUUGGGAGACGAGUACGCAGAAGGGAGAGCCAUUGCAUACGAGAGCAUAUGUAAGAUGAUGUGUCGUAGGCACGAUCAACCAUUCCCAGAGGAUUACUUUUCACACUUCUUCCGGCUCCUGGCAAAGGGUUUUGCGUCUGAUGAUAGGAAAGUUGUAUACGCCAUAUUAGCAAAUUGCCGGAAACUCUUCGCCCUCGGCCUACCGGGCAGUUAUAUCCUCAUCCAGCCAUUCAUGAAAUGUAUUCGGAACCUGUUCGUUGAUGGAGGUCAAAAGGCCGAUGCACAGAAUAUCCCAGAGUCAAUUCGGCAGGACGCGAUUGUCAUUCUUUCUUCACUGAUUCCCGUUUCAAACCAUUACGGAAGGCAAGAAGACAUGCAACUACGACGCAUGUCGUCGACCUCUCAGACAGUUCCUACCUUGCAACCGUCCCGACAGUCUAGCAAAGACGGAAUGUACAUUGGAUCGGAUUAUAGUGGGCAUAUUGAAAGCUCUCGACCCCAAUCCGUGUUGAGUCGUCGAGAAGUCACACCUCCCAGACCCAUCAGUACCAACCAGCUCGGAGCUCCACCACGACCUCCAACCCCAUCUCCCGCUGCCAUAGCAGCCGCUGCUGCUGCUGCCGCGCGGGCAGCCAACAAAGCAUCACCGUCGACAACAUCACCACGUCCAGUUUUAUUACCUCCAUCUCCUGCAGCCCUCGCUGCAGCUAAUCGAGUAGUUACAAGCACGAUGCCAGUAUCGCCUCAAUUUCGCCCCUCUGUAGCUCACUCUCCAGACGGUGGGGGAUACCUGUUCCCAACUGUUUCAUCACCGCAGACACAAAUGCCAUCACCGGAGCUGGCGAUACCCAUCCUCGGCCAUAUGCAAACUGCUGACCCUCCGACCAUGUCAUUCUUGGAAUUAAAAUUAACAAUCAAAGACAUAUUGCUGGCCUUGAUAACAGAGGAGAGAUCACCUUCUCGUCAUGAGAAAAAUCCGGAGACUUUGGCGCUCUUAAUGUGGAGUAUAAGCGUCCUUGCAUUUGAAGAAAUGAUUGGGUGUCAAAGACCGGUUAAAGAAGUAGUCGAUGAUUGCAUAAAUACGCUGCUCGAUCAUCUGACAGUAACAAACUUGAAAGUCGUGCAUGCCGCUGCUGAUGCGCUGACACUGUUUGCUCACAAUUAUAAGCUGGUUAAUUAUCUUGAUAAGCCUAUUCUUCAAGGUGUGGUUGAAAAAAUUGUGGGUGCAUUGACUGAGCAGAUGUUGUUCCAACAUGGCCUUACAAGCAAACAAGUUCGCGGGUAUCUUGUAUCCCGGCUCUUGUACUGCCUCCUUGAGUGGGUUAUGAUUCUCCCACCAGACCUGUGGGCCGUUCCAAAAGUAGCGCAUAUGGUGUUUGAGGUCAUCGAGAAUGCUCUAAGUGCCUCUGAUGGAGGCCAUGGAAGCGUUGGAUCGGGGUCUGAAUCCGAUCGCUCCAUACAGUCAUCAGUCCGCAAACCACGUAUGAGCAUCCACGAGGCUGCACCAUUCCUCGUAAAUACUGCUAUGGGUACACGAGAGGGAAGCUCUUCCUUCCCGCGUGAUCGUCGGUCAAUGAUGAUAUCGGACGGGAAGCCUACCGCGACCGAUCGAGCCGAAGUGAGCGCUACCACUAACGGGCUGAACCAGCCUACGGCAAAAUCUAGCUUUGAUGAUCAGGAUGGUGAUAGCAACUUGAUCAUGGAGACCGCUGAGAAUGUCUUGACCCAUAUCAUACACCAUGUAAACAAUUUUGCACAGCCUUGCGGUGCAGCCAUGCUUGGAAGUCAGCUAAUUGACCCAGCUCUGACUGAAGAUCCUGGGAAGGAUGGCGAGCGGUAUCUGUACUUCACUUACAACAAGACCACUCUGAUCACGGUGAUCGAUAUGCCGGGGCGUACCCCACUGGACUCCCGAGCUCGUCUCAUAAUUCGCGAUAUGACUGGUCGAUAUUCUUGGGAUACAUAUCUGUUUUACGAAGACUUGCAGAAAAUGAGACUAAGAACAGAACAGCAAACUUCUCUUCAUCUCUCUGACGAAUCCAUGGAUGAUGCUCCAGCCCGAUUUGAUGCAGAUCCAUGUCAGUAUCAAGGAAUUGUAUCAGCACUCAAACUUGCUGACGACAUCAGUUUCGAGGAGAAUGUCAGAAGAUUUGUGCCUGAUCCCGUCACAUAUGUACGAGAACAGGGAACCAUGCCUGAGUGGAAAGAAAACACAGGAGUUGAGACUGCGGACAUGUUGGAUGAAUUGCUUCAGUAUAUUGGAACGGCUCAUCCAGACUGUCUUCUACGGGAUAGCACUCCCCUAAAUGUUCCACCAGAACUGCACGCCCCCGCUCGCGAUGCCGUUGGCGAGAUGGGCAAGCAGCUGCAGCGUCAAAUUGAUGCUGAACGCCAAUGUGCCGAAUUCUUUGUCAAUGAUUCUCUGGGAGAAACAGUUCAGCGAAUACAUGUUACAAACGGAGAAGCGCGACGUAUCGAACCACACCCACCACCUGUCGACAUGACCACCGAAAGCUCCAAUCCUCCACGUCGUCGAGCAACCGUUCCACAUGUGCAAACCUCUCAGCGACCCUUAUCACAGCACUCACAGCGAGAAUCAAUCCUGUCUGAAUCCGUUGAACCGACCAAGAGCUACAUUCGUGUGAAACCUGGCCCGCACCCACACACUGCAACUCCGUAUCAGCGUGCACGGCUGUUACUGAGCCAUUUGGGACAUGUUGACUUUGAUGGGCUAAAGUUUGGAUCCUUUCAUAUGCUCGGGAAAACUCCGGCGUUGUAUCGAGACAUCAAAGUCCUGGAUCGCAAGCAUGGGUAAGCUGGCUUGAUAUGCCUUUCCGGUAGCCUGCAACUAACCUAACCAUACA
Messenger RNA from Spizellomyces punctatus DAOM BR117, 5583 nucleotides. RefSeq lists its product as uncharacterized. The record is from RefSeq and is a predicted model, not a curated record. The coding region runs from base 6 to 5534 and encodes 1842 amino acids. NCBI's taxonomy places the organism in Eukaryota, Fungi, Chytridiomycota, Chytridiomycetes, Spizellomycetales, Spizellomycetaceae. Gene Ontology annotation, molecular function: GTPase activator activity. The transcript is spliced from 25 exons. Gene Ontology annotation, biological process: positive regulation of GTPase activity. Gene Ontology annotation, cellular component: cytoplasm; nucleus.